Messenger RNA from Balaenoptera ricei (Rice's whale), 2150 nucleotides. RefSeq names its product BORA aurora kinase A activator (gene BORA). Gene Ontology annotation, molecular function: protein kinase binding. Bases 79 to 1911 code for a protein of 610 amino acids. Lineage: Eukaryota; Metazoa; Chordata; Mammalia; Artiodactyla; Balaenopteridae. The record is from RefSeq and is a predicted model, not a curated record. Gene Ontology annotation, biological process: activation of protein kinase activity; regulation of mitotic spindle organization; regulation of mitotic nuclear division. The transcript is spliced from 12 exons. Gene Ontology annotation, cellular component: cytoplasm; nucleus.
CGCUCGCCGGGCUGACGUGGGUCCGCAACGCCGUACUCGCGACAAACUACCCAGGAGCGAAGAGACGACUCUCCAAGGAUGGGGCCAUCAGCACUGCGGCCCUGGCGGGUCCCUUGGGAGGAUCUCCAAAGAUGCCGAUCUAGGCAGGAGGUGGAUCAGAAGUCCUUGUGGGCCCACCCCCGCCCGAAAGCCUGGGCUCCGGGGAACCGAGGCAAGUUUUCUCUCUGUGCUAUGGGAGAUGUCAAAGAAUCAAAAAUGCAAAUAACACCUGAAACUCCAGGAAGAAUUCCUGUUUUAAAUCCUUUUGAAAGUCCUGGUGAUUAUUCUAAUCUCCACGAACAAACUGUCUCCAGUCCUUCUGUUUUUAAAUCGACAAAAUUACCAACUCCAGGGGAAUUUAGAUGGUCUAUUGAUCAACUAGCCGUAAUAAAUCCUGUAGAAAUAGACCCAGAAGACAUUCAUCGUCAAGCUUUAUACUUAAGUCGUUCUCGAAUAGAUAAAGAUGUGGAAGACCAAAGACAAAAAGCCAUUGAAGAGUUUUUCACUAAGGAUGUCAUCGUACCUUCUCCUUGGACUGAUCAUGAAGGGAAGCAGCUUUCAGAGUAUGAUUCCAGUAAAUGUAUUAACAUCAAUAAUGAAUCUCCAAUUGGAAGAAAGCUGACCAUACAUUCUGAGACAAGCAAUGCUGCUUGCCAGACAUUGCUGUCUCUUCCUGUGGAUUUUAAUUUAGAAAAGGUAUUAGGUGACUAUUUUAGAGCUGAUGAAUUUGCAGAUCAAUCUCCUGGAAACCUCAGUUCUUCAUCCCUCAGAAGAAAGCUCUUUUUAGAUGGCAACGGAAGUAUCUCUGACUCCUUACCUCCAGCUUCUCCCAGAAGUCCUCGUAGUGGUGCUGAAGCAUCACUUGAGGUUUUUUAUUCAAUAGAUUUAUCUCCUGUGCAGUGUAGGAGCCCUGUGCAGACCCCGAGUUCGGGGCAGUUUUCUUCUAGCCCUAUUCAGGGUAGUGCAAAAAAAUACAGUUUGGGAAGCAUAACCAGUCCUUCACCUAUUUCUUCACCCACUUUCUCACCAAUUGAAUUUCAAAUAGGAAAGACACCACUCUCAGAGCAAAGGAAGUUAACUUUCCAUUCUCCUGAUGCUUCAUCUGGAACAAAUUCUCAUGGAAUUACCAAUCCGUGUAUCAGAAGUCCUUAUAUAGAUGGCUGCUCACCAAUUAAAAAUUGGUCUCCUAUGAGACUUGAGAUGUGUACAGGGGGUGCUAAGUAUCGGCCCGCACUGAUUCGGGUACCUUUUGCUCUCGAGGCUCACAGCGAAGAUGAAGGAGACAAGGCAGAUGUUCCUUCCACAGACGCCUCCUCCCUCGCCACGGGCACGGCUGGAGUCCACCUGCCGCAGCUGGAUGGUGACGUUUGUCCACACGGCGCGCACUUGGUAGUGACCGCCAUGUCUAUUACCCAGAACCAGUCCGGUGCUUCUGAGAAAGAAUUGGCACUGCUGCAGGAUGUGGAAAGUGAGAAGGAGAAUAACACUGUGGAUAUGGUCGAUCCCAUAGAGAUAGCAGAUGAGACCACUUGGAUUAAGGAGCCCGUUGAUAAUAGGAGUUUACCCAUGACUGACUUUGUGAGUGGGAUCGCCUUCAGUAUUGAAAACUCUCACAUGUGCAUGUCACCUCUCGCAGAAAGCAGUGUCAUUCCUUGUGAAAGAAGUAACAUUCAGAUGGAUAGUGGCUAUAAUACACAGACUUGUGGAAGCAAUAUUAUGGAUACGGUUGGAGCAGAAAGUUACUGCAAAGAAAGUGAUGCACAAACCUUGGAAGUCGAGACUAAAUCUCAAGUUUUUAAUAUAAAGCAAGACCACUCGAUGCAAAGGUGUUGGAUGAAAAUUGCAAAUCGUCCUCAAUGCAGCAGCCCAUAGAGUACCUCUCUCAGAACCAAAGACUCCAACUGGACAGCUCCACGUAUUCUUCAUGCGUGGGAUCCAUAAUGUGAUCAUGAUUGGGAGGAAACUGCUUCAACUAACAUGCUGAGCUUCUUUUCUUUCCCUCCUUAAUGUGAAAAAUCAAGGGCUUAAUUUAGUGACAACAGAAAAGCUCCUGGAACUUUCAAGAAGUUACUGAAGUACAAGUUCAUUUUUUAUCAAUAAAUAUUUUUGUA